AUGUCUUUCUGGCCACCCUUCAGCAGAAAGCAGAGAGCACCGGCAUCCUUAGAACUAGCGAGAGCCUCUACAAGACAGCAGAUAUGUGUCAUUCAUCACUGGGAUGUCUGUGACAUUGUUGGGAACUGUGUGGUGUCAGCACAGAGACAAGUCACUGUUCAAGAGGGACCACUUUAUCGCACAGAGGGCUCCCAUAUCACCAUCUGGUGUAAUGUCAGUGGCUUUCAGGGACCCUCCGAGCAGAACUUCCAGUGGUCCAUUUACCUGCCGUCUGCUCCCGAACGGGAGGUGCAGAUCGUCAGCACCAUUGACCCUUCCUUCCCCUACGCCAUCUACACCCAGAGAGUCCGCACCGGCAAGAUCUAUGUGGAGAGAAUCCAAGGCAAUUCAGCCUUGCUGCAUAUCACAGAAUUGCAAGCCCGGGAUGCCGGGGAGUAUGAGUGCCACACGCCCAACACGGACGAGAGGUACUUUGGAAGUUAUAGUGCCAAGAUGAACCUAAUAGUGACAAAGUUGCAAGUAAGUAAGUCAAAACGGACCAUCACCCUGGUAGAAAACAGACCCAUCCAGCUGAACUGCUCGGUGAAGUCUCAGACCAGCUUGAACUCCCACUUUGCCGUCCUCUGGUAUGUUCACAAGCCCUCGGACGCCGAUGGAAAGCUCAUCCUGAAGACCACCCACAACUCGGCAUUUGAGUACGGCACCUACGCUGAAGAGGAGGGCCUGCGAGGGAGGCUGCAGUUUGAGCGGCACAUGUCGGGGGGCCUCUUCAGCCUGACGGUGCAGAGGGCUCAGGUCAGCGACAGUGGCAGUUACUACUGCCAUGUGGAAGAGUGGCUUCUGAGCCCCAACUAUGCCUGGUACAAGCUAGCAGAAGAAGUUUCGGGACGGACUGAGGUCACAGUGAAACGGCCAGAUGCCCGCCUUAAGCUGAGCCAAGCCCAAGGUAAUGUCACGGUUCUGGAAACCCAGAAGGUGGAACUGGAGUGUGUGGUCCUGAAUCGCACCAGCGGGGCUUCCCGGCUCUCGGUGGAAUGGCACGUGUGGAAACCCAAUCACCCCGAGAGAGAAACAGUGGCCCGCCUGAGUCGAGAGGCCACCUUCCACUAUGGAGAGCAGGUUGCUAAGAACCACUGGAAGGGGAGACUGCAUUUGGAAAGCCCUUCUCUGGGGGUUUACCGCCUCAUUAUCCAGAAUACCGCUGUGCAGGACAGUGGCACAUACAACUGCCUUGUGGAGGAGUGGUUGCUGAGCCCCAGCGAUGUGUGGUACAAACGGGCAGAAGAUUCAUCCGGACAGACGAUCGUCACAGUAUUGAGACCAGAUGCCACGUUGCAGGUGGACACGGUGGUACCCAAUGUCACGGUGCCGGAGAAGUCCCCUUUCCAGCUCGACUGCAACAUCUUAUCUCGCUCCAGUCAGGAAUCCCGCUUUGCCGUUGCCUGGUAUGCUCUCAGGACUAAAGCUGGAGGAAAGAAAGGCAGCGCCCUGGAGGAGGAGGAAAUAGAGCGGAAGGCCAUGCUCAGUGUUGGCCCCGAUGCCGUCUUUGGCCCCGAGGGCAACCACUGGGAGGGCAGGCUCCGGUUUCAGAGACUCUCACCGGUGCUCUACCGCUUGACCGUUUUGCAAGCAGAUCCUAGUGAUACCGGCAACUACUCCUGCCGGGUGGAAGAGUGGCUGUCCAACCCUCAGAAAGAGUGGUACCGGCUGACCGAGGAGGAGUCUGGUCCAAUUGGCAUCCAAGUUCUGGACACAGGCUCGACGCUCCAGUCCAUCAUCUGUGCCAACGAUGCUCUCUUCUACUUCGUCUUCUUCUACCCUUUCCCCAUCUUCGGCAUCUUGAUCAUCACCAUCUUACUAGUCCGCUUCAAGACUAGGAACUCUAGCAAGAACUCUGAAGGCAAGAAUGGAGUGCCCUUGCUGUGGAUCAAAGAGCCCCACCUCAACUAUUCCCCGACUUGCCUGGAGCCUCCUGUUCUCAGCAUCCACCCAGGAACCAUAGACUAAAAGGAAGACUGGGGUGGA
This is a messenger RNA of Gracilinanus agilis (Agile Gracile Mouse Opossum), 2025 nucleotides long. RefSeq names its product immunoglobulin superfamily member 3 (gene IGSF3). NCBI's taxonomy places the organism in Eukaryota, Metazoa, Chordata, Mammalia, Didelphimorphia, Didelphidae. Bases 1 to 2007 code for a protein of 668 amino acids. The record is from RefSeq and is a predicted model, not a curated record. The transcript is spliced from 6 exons.